AUGGGACAUCUUCAACAAUUUACAUUGACAGGGAAGGGCACCAUUGACGGAAGAGGAAAUAAUUGGUGGGGAAAACAGAAAAGUAGACCAGCGACCAUUCAAUUCAAUGAUGUGAAAGGGAGUGCACUGAGUGGACUGACGGUGACAAACAGUCCUCAAUUUCAUGUCACAUUGACAAAUUGUGACAGUGUCCAGAUCGUGGGUAUUACCAUUCAAGCACCAGAAAGCGGCCCAAACGCUGAUGGAAUUGAUACGUUCCAAUCCACAAACAUAGUCAUAAAAGAUUCGACUAUUGGAACAGGAGAUGAUUGCAUAGGGAUAGGUGAUGGGUCUUCAAAUAUCAGGAUCAGUGAUAUCACAUGCGGUCCAGGCCAUGGAAUAAGCAUUGGAAGUCUUGCAAAAGGAAAUACGAAAGCAGAUGUUCAUUCGAUUCACGUGAACGGUGCCAAGUUGAAAUCAACAACGAAUGGAUUGAGAAUCAAGACAUGGCAAGGGGGUUCUGGCAUGGCACGUGAUAUAACAUAUGAGAACGUCCAUAUGGAAGAUGUGAGCAACCCAAUAAUAAUUAACCAAUUCUACUGUGAGACAGGUGACACUGGGUCUCGUUGCAAGGCUCAGGGUUCUGCUGUGAAAAUCAGUAAUGUACAAUACAGUAAUAUCAGAGGCACAUCAGCAACAGAAGACGAAAUCACAUUGUUGUGCAGCCAAAGCGGAUCUUGCACUGGCAUAACAAUGGAGAAUAAAGAUUUGGUAACUAACUCAGGGGCGCAUGCUGCUUGUAAUGCCCAACACGUAAAGGCUCGCACCCUUGGAGUUGUGAUUCCUUCAGCUUGUCUGGGUCAAAAUGCCAAAUGA
Molecule: messenger RNA, 855 nt
Organism: Cryptomeria japonica (Japanese cedar)
Lineage: Eukaryota; Viridiplantae; Streptophyta; Pinopsida; Cupressales; Cupressaceae
Product: polygalacturonase-like
Exons: 7
Coding region: 1-855 (284 amino acids)
Biological process (GO): carbohydrate metabolic process
Molecular function (GO): polygalacturonase activity
Source: RefSeq, a predicted model, not a curated record